This is a messenger RNA of Zeugodacus cucurbitae (melon fly), 2274 nucleotides long. RefSeq names its product probable tRNA N6-adenosine threonylcarbamoyltransferase, mitochondrial (gene Tcs4). The record is from RefSeq and is a predicted model, not a curated record. Gene Ontology annotation, biological process: tRNA threonylcarbamoyladenosine modification. The transcript has 4 exons. Bases 99 to 1343 code for a protein of 414 amino acids. NCBI's taxonomy places the organism in Eukaryota, Metazoa, Arthropoda, Insecta, Diptera, Tephritidae. Gene Ontology annotation, cellular component: mitochondrion.
AUCAGCUGUUUAUGAGUUUUGUGCAUUAUAUCGGUUAUUUAUGUAUAGUGUAUUGCUAGGAGAUGUGGUAAAUUGUUUAUUGCGUAAAUUAAUAUAAAAUGUUUAUUUUAACAACAAAAGUCACGCGAUUUAUUAAGUAUGUUGCAAGUAACACUGCAAAAGCACGUCACCUCAGCGUACUCGGUAUUGAGACAUCUUGUGAUGACACUGGCAUAGCGCUGCUGAACCAAAACGGAGAAGUGCUGGGCAAUGUCCUGAAUUCACAGCAAAAAUUUCAUACGAGGUAUGGCGGCAUCAUACCGCCGCGCGCACAGGAUUUGCAUCGUGCCAAGAUCGCGGAAGUGUUCGAGCGUUGCAUGCAGGAGGCACAGCUGACACCGAACAUGUUAGAUGCUAUUGGUGUGACAACAAGACCUGGUCUCCCGCUCAGUUUGCUUGUCGGCGCGCGUUUUGCUAAACACAUCGCACGUAAAUACAAUAAACCAUUGGUGCCAGUGCAUCAUAUGGAAGCGCAUGCUUUACAGGCGCGCAUGGAACAAAAUAUACCAUUUCCAUUUCUAUGUCUACUCAUAAGCGGUGGACAUUCGCAACUAGUUUUUGUACGCAGCGCUACACAAUUCCUGCUACUCGGCGAAACGCUUGACGACGCGCCUGGCGAAGCGUUCGAUAAAAUAGCGCGUCGCUUGCGUUUGUUUCUCAUACCGAAAUAUCGUUACUGGAAUGGUGGACAAGCAGUGGAGGAUGCCGCAAAGGACGCGAAAAAUCCCGCACGCUUUGAGUUUCCCUUACCACUGGCACGAGAACGUAACUGCAAUUUUAGCUUUGCUGGCAUAAAGAAUAAUUCGUUUCGCAAUAUACGCGCGGCGGAGCGGCAGGAAGGCACACCACCGGAUGGCAUUAUCUACCAUUACCACGAUUUCUGCGCUGGACUGUUAGCGGCCGUUAGCCGACAUUUAAUGAAUCGCACACAACGCGCGCUGGAAUUCACACUGCCUUGGUUUGGCGACUCGCCACGCUCGCUAGUUGUCUCCGGCGGUGUGGCUAAUAAUGACUACAUUUUCAAUGAUCUCGCACAUUUGGCGGCGCACUACGAUUGCCGCGCGUACCGACCGUCAAAGAAAUAUUGUUCGGACAAUGGUGUUAUGAUAGCAUGGAAUGCUAUAGAGCAAAUUAAGGAAAACGCCAACUGCAUGCGUUGGGAUUACGAUGCGGUUGGCGUACAAGGCAAGGCUACGUUGGGUGUAAAUAUGCUGGAUGCAGUUACACAGGCGGGUAUCAAAUGCAAAUGGGUGCAGGCGUCUAAAUGGCGUGGUGUGCCAGCAACACUUAAAGUAGCGCUGUGAAUUGUAGUUUGUGCAGGAUUAAUAGAAAAAUUUUGUAUUAAAUUUUGGUUUAAAAGAGAGAAAGAAAAGUUUUUAAAUAAAGUUUAGUUAGAUUGUGGAGAAUUUGUUUUUCAUUUAUGGUAGUUAUAUUUAAAAAUAAAUAUGAAGUUAAAAAAUUAAGUAUUUAUACUUUUUUAGACACUUUAUGACAUUUAGUAGAUUUUCGUAUUCACAUAUUCGCCGGUUCACAACACUUUUUCUCUUCGCUUCACUCACAAAUUCUGUUUAACAAGGCGCAUUAAUUUAACUUUCUGCAUGAUUUAGCGCAUAAUAACAACAAAAACAAUAAAUUAUUUCCUCAUACACCUCCCGCUUUGCUUAAAAACGAAAAACCCGGUAUGUUAUAAUUAUGUUGUAAUUUUAUUGUUGUUGUUACAUUUUUUUAUUUAAUAUCUGAAAUCAAUAAUUAUAAUGACUAUAACUAAAGUAAUGUAAAAAUUGAUAAUGUAUAUAUAUAAAAAUAUUAAAAAAUGCAUCAUUAGUUCAUUUUUCAAUGUCGAACUACAAUCAUUUUUUGUUUGUUUAAUGUUUUUUCUUUUAUUGUAAGUAUUUGUGUGGUUACUUUAAAUUUUUUUUUACUCCUUUAACGCUUAGCUUUGUGUGUGUACGAGUUUGCGUUCACUUUUACUUAGAUUAUGCCAUUUAUGUUGGAAAAAUUGCAGUAACUUGCUAAUUUUUAUUUUAAAUUUACUGUUUGUUUGCUUGUUUUUUUUUUUAAUAAUGCACUGUACCUUUUCUGGCAUAAUUUUAUAUCGUUAAAUAUAUAUAUAAAUCUUUAUAACGCCAUAUUUAUGCGAUAAUUUGAAAAAUCCAAAACGAACGCGUUUAAUUUUAUACUGCCGUACUGCAAUAUUAACUAUUGCUGUUGUUUUAAUUUUUUUGAAUUUUUUUU